Doryrhamphus excisus (bluestripe pipefish) is the source of this 2112-nucleotide messenger RNA. It is a transcript of the gene dera, whose product is annotated as deoxyribose-phosphate aldolase (putative). The record is from RefSeq and is a predicted model, not a curated record. Gene Ontology annotation, molecular function: deoxyribose-phosphate aldolase activity. Gene Ontology annotation, biological process: deoxyribonucleotide catabolic process; carbohydrate catabolic process. Gene Ontology annotation, cellular component: cytoplasm. Lineage: Eukaryota; Metazoa; Chordata; Actinopteri; Syngnathiformes; Syngnathidae.
UGCGUUUUACUUUGAAGGACCUCCACAUCCUGUACACACCGAAACCCAGGAAGCGGUGACAGAUCCAGUCGUUGUGGGUCGGCUUCUGUAAAAACAAGAAUAUUUUCACUCAAAACACAUUUUAUCUCUUUUAUUAUGUCCGCAAGAAACCCCGGCACCACGCUCGACCUGGAGUGGAUCUCCAAAGUGAGAGUGAACACACAAGCCGUGCUAAGGAGAGCUCAGCACAUCCAAGGACAGAAGAUACCAAAGAAACAGUGGCAGGCCGCUUGGUUGCUGAAGGCUGUCACGUGUAUUGACCUGACGACUCUAGCAGGAGAUGAUACUCCAUCCAACGUCCAUCGGUUGUGCAUGAAAGCCAUCCAGCCUGUCCAGUACGACUUGCUGAAGAGGAUGGAUAUGCAUGAUAAAGGCUUGACAACCGCUGCAGUGUGCGUGUAUCCGUCACGUGUUGCGGACGCUGUCAAAUCACUAAAAGCUGCGAACUCCAAUCUGCCCGUGGCAUCGGUGGCUACUGGUUUCCCGGCUGGUCAGACGCCACUGGAGACCCGCCUGCAGGAAGUCCGCAUGGCCGUUGAAGACGGCGCAACCGAAAUCGACAUUGUCAUCAACAGGACUCUGGCCCUAACGGGACAGUGGGAAGCCAUGUAUGAUGAGAUCCGUCAGUUUCGAGAGGCCUGUGGCGACGCCCACAUGAAGACCAUCCUGGCCAUCGGAGAGCUGGGCACCUUCACCAACGUCUACAAGGCCAGUCUGGUCUCCAUGAUGGCCGGCUCCGACUUCAUCAAGACAUCCACAGGAAAGGAAUCGGUCAAUGCUACCUACCCCGUCGCCAUAGUGAUGGUGAGGGCCAUACGUGACUACUUCCUGUGUACGGGCCACAAGGUGGGCUUCAAGCCCGCGGGGGGCAUCCGAACAGCCAAGGAGUCCUUGGUGUGGCUUAUGCUAAUGAAGGAGGAGCUGGGCAAUGAUUGGCUAUCUCCUCACCUCUUCCGCUUGGGAGCCAGCAGUCUGCUGGCUGACAUCGAGAGACAGAUUUAUCAUCAUGUGACCGGACAGUAUGCGGCCUACUACGAGCUUCCGAUGGCUUGAAGCUCUGGAGAUGUUCCGAAAGACCCAUCAGGAAGUCAAGAUCACCACACAAGCCUCAGUCCCGUUCAAGUAGCACACUUCACAAAAAACGACACUUUUUAACCUUAAAGCUCCUCUGAUGGGGGUCUUAGUACAAUGAGCUAACAUGAAGCAGCACCAGGACCUCGAACACAACCUGCUCCAUGAUGCUGGUUGACUUCCAUGGUGAUUCCCACCCAACUCUUCACUGUAUAGUCAAUUUAUCUAAAAUAACAUUCCUAAUUCCGGCACGGCACGGCGGUCGAGUGGUUAGCGCGCAGACCUCACAGCUAGGAGACCAGGGUUCAAUUCCACCCUCGGCCAUCUCUGUGUGGAGUUUGCAUGUUCUCCCCCCGUGCAUGCGUGGGUUUUCUCCGGGUACUCCGGUUUCCUCCCACAUUCCAAAAACAUGCUAGGUUAAUUAGCCACUCCAAAUUGUCCAUAGGUAUGAAUGUGAGUGUGAAUGGUUGUUUGUCUAUAUGUAUCCCCUGGGAUUGUCCGGCCACCAGUCCAGGGUGUACCCCGCCUCUCGCCCGAAUGAAUGAAUGAAUGAAUGUACAUUCCUAAUAUAGAGUUAUGACUCUAUAUUGAAGCUAAAAUAAAAUACAAGUGAAGUAAAGGUGCUAAGCUUCUUUAGCCGUUGUCAUGCUGGUCUGUUUGUAUGUUUACUUCUCUGUAUAAUAUUUAAAACAGAAACAAAACUGCUUAAAUGUAGGAAUAUACAGACGCUGAUACACAUGUAUGUUGAUCAUUUGUUUGGAUCGACACCAAAAUUGUAGUUGACUUUUUAAAACAUUCAAUAUCGAUAAAGUCAAAACUGUUCAUGCAGGAUAUCUCCAUUUAUGACCAGUUAUGGUCUUCCAUUGUCACGUUCAGCCAGUCUGGAGAUUAUGGAGGACCAAAACUGCCCAAAUAAUAAAUAAAUAAAUAAAUAUAUAAAAUAUAAAAGCAAAAAUAAAUACAAAAAUAAAAAACAAGAUUCAAAAAUUAAAAAUAAAUACA